UUUGAUUUCUGCCAUUUUUUUUUGGCCAUCUUCUUCCUUUGAUUUCUUGUACUAUACUUAUUUUAUUUGGAAUUUUCAUUCAUGCCCUCUUUUUCUACUUAUAUUUCCAUCAUCGAUACCAAAGAAUGGGCGGUCAACGUAUUGGAGGACGUUUUAUCGGAUAAUCCACCCAUUGCAUUCGAACCACUGUCACCACCAUGUUACCCUGACGAGAAGCAUGAAUCAUCCUCCUGGAUCAAUCAUCCCCUUGGUAAUGAUGAUGGGUUACACCGGUCAUUGUCUCUUCCCGAUGACGAGUCCUACUGCAGUGAAGAUUUACGAUCCCCGUCCUUUUCGAUCCCCAGCGCCACUCACUCGGACCCCGGAACUUUGCCGUCAAUCGUCAAUGGAUUUCACGUCGCCAAAUUGUCAUCGUUCAAACGUCGUCUUAGUUUUAAACGUUUGUUAUUCUCUUCGGAGGCCUUGCUUUAUCGAUCAACGUGUUGGAAAGUGCAAAAAGGCCUGGAAAUCUGGAGAAGCACAUUAGAAUCAUCGAUGGAACAAAAGGAGCCUAUAGAAAAGGUACUUUAUCAUCCAAUUUUUGCCAUGGUAGACGCGCAAAAUCAGGGAAAAAAAAUAAUGACGAAAAAAUUAUAAAUUCUGCCAAAAUUCGAUCGGUCAAUGCUCACUGAUUACCCGUUUUAGGGGGUCACGGCCUCGCAUUUAUCGCAUUUCAUCAUGACCGAAUUGUUGUCUACCGAAGCUACUUAUUUAGAUCAUUUAAUGAUCAUCAA
Messenger RNA from Radiomyces spectabilis, 773 nucleotides. RefSeq lists its product as uncharacterized. The transcript has a single exon. NCBI's taxonomy places the organism in Eukaryota, Fungi, Mucoromycota, Mucoromycetes, Mucorales, Radiomycetaceae. The record is from RefSeq and is a predicted model, not a curated record. The coding region runs from base 82 to 636 and encodes 184 amino acids.